Xyrauchen texanus (razorback sucker) is the source of this 3574-nucleotide messenger RNA. RefSeq names its product kelch-like protein 15. The transcript is spliced from 4 exons. Gene Ontology annotation, molecular function: protein binding. Gene Ontology annotation, biological process: protein ubiquitination; nuclear protein quality control by the ubiquitin-proteasome system. NCBI's taxonomy places the organism in Eukaryota, Metazoa, Chordata, Actinopteri, Cypriniformes, Catostomidae. The record is from RefSeq and is a predicted model, not a curated record. Bases 172 to 2136 code for a protein of 654 amino acids. Gene Ontology annotation, cellular component: Cul3-RING ubiquitin ligase complex; nucleus.
AAUAAUAUGGCGUCUAUGAUUGUCGUGGAGGCUAUAGACAAACAACAUUUAGCGUUUCAGUUCAAAUAACACUUGUUUAUUGUCACCCAAAGACACAAAUGGGCAGUAUAUCUCGUCGAUAAUGUUAUUUCAUAUUUGAUGUCCCUGGUCUCUGUGUAACAUAAGCACUCCAUGUCCGAAGGACCUCGGGCUCCCUGGUCGAAGAGGGGUUGCGUGGAGUCGCAUCGCCGAGAGCAGGGCAAGUACAAGCAGAGGAAAUGUGAACGUCCCUUCACUGCAGUGAAGCCGACGGUUGGCCAGGAGGCCUCUAAAAGGUGCCUAAUGGCGGGGGAUGUGGAGGUGUACCUUUCCCAAGUGCAUGAAGGCAGCGUGUCCUCUGGCUUCCGAGCCUUGUAUGAGGAGCGACUGCUGCUUGAUGUCACUCUGCUCAUUGAGGAGCACCACUUCCAGGCACACAAGGCACUGCUAGCAACCCAGAGUGACUAUUUCCGUGUCAUGUUCACAGCUGACAUGCGGGAACGUGACCAGGAUAAGAUUCACAUGAAGGGAUUGACGGCAGCCGGGUUUGGUCACGUCCUUCGCUUCAUGUACUAUGGCUCCUUGGAGUUAAGCAUGCUCACAGUGCAAGAGAUCCUGCAGGCUGCCAUGUAUGUGCAACUCACUGAGGCUGUGGAGUUCUGCUGCUCUUUCCUGCUGGCCAAGAUCUGCUUGGAGAAUUGUGCUGAGGUCAUGCGGUUGCUUGAAGACUUUAGUGUUGGUGUAGAAGGUGUGCAGGAGCAGUUUGACGCUUUUUUGCUGGAGAACUUUGUUCCGCUGAUGGCACAACCAGACUUCCUGUCUUAUUUGAGUUUGGAGAAAUUGAUGGCGUACUUGGACAGUGACCAGCUAAGUCGAUUUCCAGAAAUUGAGCUGUAUGAGGCGGUACAGGCCUGGCUGAGACACGAUCGGCGACGCUGGAGACACACUGAUGCUGUAGUGCAGAACCUGCGGUUUUGCCUCAUGACACCAGCAAAUGUCUUUGAGAAGGUGAAGACAUCUGAGUUUUAUCGUUAUUCUCGCCAACUGAGGCUGGAAGUGGACCAAGCCCUCAGCUACUUUCAUCAGGUGAAUGAACAACCACUGGCUGAAACCAAGUCCAAUCGUAUAAGAUCAGUGAGAUCCCAGACUGCUGUAUUCCGUGGAAUGAUUGGCCACAGCAUGGUCAAUAGUAAGAUCCUCCUUUUGCAUCGGCCCAAGGUGUGGUGGGAACUGGAGGGCCCGCAAGUUCCGCUUCGCCCCGAUUGUCUUGCCAUUGUGAAAAAUUUUGCCUUCCUGUUGGGUGGUGAAGAGUUGGGUCCGGAUGGAGAGUUUCAUGCUUCUUCGAAGGUUUACCGUUAUGAUCCCAGACAGAACUCUUGGCUUCGUAUGGCUGACAUGUCUGUGCCAAGAUCAGAAUUUGCUGUCGGUGUCAUUGGGAAGUAUAUUUACGCUGUCGCAGGCCGCACUCGUGAUGAGACGUUCUAUUCUACGGAGCGUUAUGACAUAGUUGAGGACAAGUGGGAGUUCGUAGAUCCAUACCCCGUUAAUAAGUAUGGGCAUGAAGGCACGGUGCUUAAUGGGAAGCUGUAUAUCACUGGUGGUAUCACCUCAUCUUCCACCUCAAAACAAGUAUGUGUCUUCGAUCCCGGGCGGGAAGGAACUUCCGACCACCGCACACGCCGUAUGCCCAUCCUCACCAACUGUUGGGAGAACAAGUCAAAGAUGAACUAUGCUCGUUGCUUCCAUAAAAUGAUCUCCUACAAUGGGAAGCUGUAUGUGUUUGGUGGGGUUUGUGUGAUACUGCGUGCCUCGUUUGAGUCCCAGGGCUGCCCUUCAACAGAGGUGUACGACCCAGAGACCGAUGAAUGGACUAUUCUUGCCUCUAUGCCUAUUGGACGCAGUGGGCAUGGAGUGGCAGUGUUGGACAAACAGAUCAUGGUGCUUGGAGGACUUUGUUACAACGGUCACUACAGCGACUCUAUCCUCACCUUUGAUCCAGAGGAGAAUAAGUGGAAAGAGGACGAGUAUCCUAGAAUGCCUUGCAAACUGGAUGGGCUACAAGUGUGUAGUUUGCACUUCCCAGAAUAUGUUCUGGAACAUGUGAGACGCUGCAGCUGAGGCUCUUUUUGUAACUUCUGGACAGUUUAGGAGAAAACGUUUACAGGUGUGAAAACUAAUACUAAUGAAGCUUUUAAACUGUAGGCCAGUGCUUUAUUUAAGAAAAAAAAAAUCAUUUUUAGGCUUUCAUUGUAGUAAGGAAGGUUUGUUAUUUGGUCAAAGCUGUUGGUCAAUUUUCAGAACUGGCUCUCUCAUGAGAACAAAUAAAUACAAACCUUUUUGGUCAUAAAUUUUGCACUGUAAUCAUUACCCUGUAGAGCACAUAAUAUUUAUCAUGUUUCACUUCAUUGUCUUCUGAGAUGUUCUACUGUAUCCCUUCAUUCUGUUCACAAGUGUUUUAGAGGAAGUCAUGUUUGAUGCGUACAUAUUCCACAACAUAAAUCUAAGUAGUCUGCUGCAUAAAGGAGCUAAAAAAAACGAGACAGAAUAAAGUAGAAGUUUUACAAUUCAAGAAAAAUAUUUAAAAAUCCCUCUUUCUUUAACAUUUACUAAUCUAAGAAUGCAUUUGUGCUGAUACUAGUGAAGUUGUAGUGGAUUUUGAUUUAUAAUGACUAUGAUUGUAAAGAUUUUAAUUAUAAUGAUGUUGAGAAGCAUUGCACUCAUACUAGGGCGUAUAUUACUGCUCCACAAAAUCGCUCGUCCCACCAUUGGUGACUGCUAUGAGAGAAUGGGAAGGGCAUAGAUUAGUGGACAUACUCAAACCUUUAGUGGUUGUGCUUAUUACUCCUUUUUUUUUUCUCUUUUUUUAUUAUUAUUGUUAUUUAUUAAAAUGGCAGAGUCUUGCCAUGAUCCAAUCAGUGUUAUGUAAUGAGCUACUUUUGUAGGUAUUUCUCUCACUCUCAUUGAUUCAUGAGCAAAAGGGCUAAAAUACAUUUGCAUAUUGUUUAAUGUCUACUUUAUAACAGCACUUCUAAGAUAUGUUGUACUGAGGCUUAUUCCACCCUGUAUUAAAAUAAAUUGGGCUAUGGUUAAGCCUGAGCUUUGAUGGUGUUUGGCACCAUGUAACUUAAUGUUACGCUUCAUGUCUUUCUCCUCUACCCUACAUGGAUGCCAUGUGUUACUACAGAGUUCCUGAUUGAUUUGUACUUCCUCAGACACUAAUUUAUAUGACCUUUUGUCUCUGUCUUGUUUUUCUCAUCCAAAAUUAAUGUUAACGUCAUGUACAUAUAGAUACCAAACUGGGGUCUGUGAGGGUCAAGCUGUAAUAAUCUUAAUGCGCAGAUUUGCCAGAAGUAGAUUUUAAACUUGUCUUGUUAUCCUUUAGCAGAUUAACAGGCAAUUAUUCCACUAUAAUAAUCCAUAGCCCUGUAUGUUGUACUCCACACCGAUAUUGUACUUGAGAGGAAUAUAAUCAGAUUGCUAAUGUGUUUACCAUAAUCUGAUGGUUCAUUGGUAUUUGGAAACUUUGUAACUGAUUUACAGAAAUAAAUGUUCUUAC